Limulus polyphemus (Atlantic horseshoe crab) is the source of this 2498-nucleotide messenger RNA. Its product is annotated as merlin-like. Lineage: Eukaryota; Metazoa; Arthropoda; Merostomata; Xiphosura; Limulidae. The coding region runs from base 830 to 2473 and encodes 547 amino acids. The transcript has 13 exons. Gene Ontology annotation, cellular component: plasma membrane; filopodium; cytoskeleton. The record is from RefSeq and is a predicted model, not a curated record. Gene Ontology annotation, biological process: regulation of gliogenesis; positive regulation of protein localization to early endosome; regulation of organelle assembly. Gene Ontology annotation, molecular function: actin binding; cell adhesion molecule binding.
UUUAAUAGAGGGGUGAAAUUAGAGUUGUAAUAUUGAUUUUAUCAUGAUGAGUUCUUCGUUGACAGCUUUGAUGGAGAAUAAUUUUAUGUUAACUAAUGAAAUUUGAAAAAGAUUUAAUAUUUUAGCAGAUUUUUAUUUUUAAAAACGGAAAGGUUUGAAGUAACGUUUAAGUAAACAGUGACCAAGAGUUGAUUCAUUUGGCAACAACUUGAACAAGUUACAACUAACUUGCAAGCUUACAUUUUAACUAUAAGUACUUGAGUUGGACAUAGAAAAUAGAUUAUCGUACGUUGUCAUUCAAUAAAUUCAUUGGUAGGCCAUACUUACUCGUUUUGUAUCGUAUCACAGCUCAUUGUUUUAACUUUUUAAGUUACUGCUGAGUACUGUCUAAUCUUAAUCAGUUUUAUUCAGUUAUUGAUUGACUCAUUGAGUAUUUAGACACUACUUGGGCUUAUCCGUUAAUGUAGCUCUCAUUACAUGCACGCAUAAACUUGUUUGUUUAUAUUAUAACUUGUAGGAUGUAUGUUUUUGAGAUUUAGUUGGAGUUAAUACAUUAAGUACGAAAAACUGGUGUUUAAAGUACGUGUAAUAUUAAAACACGCAGGUAAUGUUAAAGAUUAAAAAAUCGUUAGGCCUACUAAACACUGGCCAAUGUUUUGGCAUUCUGGUCAUUUUUGUAGGAAGUGAAGUCAGAGAAUUUUUAGGAUUAACAAAAUCUAAAAGUUCAUUUAAAGUGUGACAUUAAAGUACAAAAAAAAAGAAAAGAAAAAAGAGUGAGAUAAGAUUUUUCUAAGGAAAAAAGCUUUAAAAAUUCACCUUUGAACACUUCAUGCCAACAAUGUUCAAGCGUGAAAAGAAAGCUGGGAAAAUGUUUCUGGUCCGGGUAACCACAAUGGAUGCAGAGCUGGAAUUCAAACUUGAUUACAAGGCUGUUGGAAGAGAGCUGUUUGAUCAGGUGUGUCGAACUAUUGGUCUUAGGGAGGCAUGGUAUUUUGGCCUGCAAUAUAUGGAUUCUAAAGGGUUUUUUGCUUGGCUAAAACUUGAUAAAAAGGUUCAAGACCAAGAUAUCCCAAAGAAAUCUCCUGUGCCCUUCACCUUCUUAGCAAAAUUUUUUCCUGAGGAUGUUGUAGAUGAGUUGGUUCAAGAAAUUACACAGCACUUGUUCUUUCUUCAAGUCAAACAAGCCAUCCUAAAGGGAGAUAUUUAUUGUCCUCCUGAAGCAUCUGUUCUUCUGGCUUCAUAUGCCGUUCAAGCCAAGUAUGGAGAUUAUGAAGAAUCGAUGUAUAAGCCUGGAGUGCUGUCAAACGAAGACCUCCUUCCUCAGCGUGUCAUUGAUCAAUACCAGAUGACAUCUGACAUGUGGGAAGAAAGGAUAAAGACCUGGUAUGCAGACCACAAAGGGAUGACCAGGGAUGAGGCAGAGAUGGAGUAUUUGAAGAUUGCACAGGAUCUUGAGAUGUAUGGAGUGAACUACUUUGAAAUUAUUAACAAGAAGGGUAGUGAACUGUGGUUAGGAGUAACUGCGGAUGGCCUGAAGAUUUUUGAAAAAGCUAACAAAAUGAGCCCAAAGAUUACGUUUCCCUGGAGUGAAAUCAGAAAUAUUUCUUUUGAUGAUAAAAAAUUUACUAUCAAACCCGUUGAUAAGAAAAGUUUAUCUUUUGUUUUUUAUUCAUCAAAAAUCAAGCUCAAUAAGUUGAUAUUGGAUUUGUGUAUGGGUAAUCACGAAUUAUUUAUGAGACGACGUAAACCUGAUUCAAUUGAAGUACAGCAAAUGAAAGCUCAGGCCAAAGAAGAAAAGAGAAGAAGACAGAUUGAAAGGGAAAAACUUGCCAAAGAAAAGCAACUUCGAGAAAAAAUACAGCGUGAAAAGGCUGAGCUAGAAAAUGUGUUAAAGCAUUUAGAAGAUGAAGCAAGAAAAGCACAGGAGGAGGCUCACAAAGCUCAAGAUGCUCUUAAAAAGUCAGAAGAAAGUGCUGAGCUUCUGGCAAAGAAGGCUCAGAUUGCACAGGAAGAAGCCAUGCUUCUGGCUCAGAAGGCUUAUAAAACUGAGGUUGAAUUUCAACGUAUCAAAAUCAGUGCCAGUAAGACGGAGGAAGAGAAGGCCAUGUUGGAGAGGAAAGCUCAAGAAUCAGAACUUCUUGCUACACGGAUGGUAGAGGAGUCUCAGAGGAGAUCUAAAGAACUGGAACAGGUACGACAAGAGUUGGUCAAAGCCAGACUUGCUGAGAAACAAGCUCGGGAAAAAUUAACAGAAGUUUUAAAGAAUCCUUAUCAUAACAGCAACCCACCUCGUGACUUCCUUUUGGAACUACCAAAAGAGUUCAGUGACUAUGUACCAACCAUAGGCAUCAGUCCUGGUUCUAAUGGGAUACCAAACACAGGCAUCUGUCCUGGUUCUAAUGGGAUAUCUUGUGACUUAACUGUAGACACAGAUAUGGAACAGUUAACAUUACAGAUUGAACGAGAAAGGUAAGGGGUAAGGUUAUUGAAAAUGAACC